CUCUCCCUCUCUUUAAAUAUAUAUAUAUAUAUUAUAUAAAAAGCUUCAUCCCCCUGAUACACAUUCAUAUACUUGUAGCACAUGUUCAAGUUAACUUCUGCCACCUCUCUUUCUCUCUAUUUUUGUGUCUUUCUGAUCUUUACAGCCAUGCAGCAGCUUACUACUCUUUUAUCAUCUUUAUCAUCAAGUUCUGCUGCUGCUUAUUCCUUUUAUCAGUCUCAUCAAGAACUUGGGUUCGUGUUAAUAAUGGUGAUACUGCUCUUCUUGAUUCUUUUUCUCCUUCCUCUUUUUCUUCAAUGGCAUCAUUCCAAAGACAAACGUCUCCCUCCUGGCUCAAUGGGUUGGCCUUAUAUUGGAGAAACACUCAAGCUCUACACUGAGAAUCCCAAUUCUUUCUUUUCCAAUAGGCAAAAACGGUAUGGAGAUAUAUUUAAAACAUAUAUACUGGGAUGUCCAUGUGUGAUGAUUUCAAGUCCAGAAGCAGCAAGGAUUGUUCUAGUGACAAAAGCACAUUUGUUUAAGCCAACAUAUCCAAUAAGUAAAGAGAAAAUGAUAGGGCCUGAAGCUCUUUUCUUUCAGCAAGGUGCUUACCAUUCAAAGCUAAAGAAGUUGGUGCAAGCUUCCUUUUUGCCAUCUACUAUCAGAGGAUCUGUUUCACAGAUUGAGCAGAUUGUUUUGUCAUUUCUUCCUGCUUGGAAAAACUCUACUAUUAAUACCCUUCAAGAAAUGAAGAGGUAUGCUUUUGAUGUGGCAAUGACAUCUGUCUUUGGGGAGGAAAAAGAGUUGGAAAUGGAAGGAAUCAAACAUCUGUAUAGGUGUCUAGAGAAUGGCUAUAAUUCAAUGCCUUUGGAUUUACCUGGAACUCCCUUUCACAAAGCAAUGAAGGCAAGGGAGCAACUUAAUGAGAGAUUAAGGAGGUUGAUAGAGAAGAGAAGGAAAAGUGGGAAAGAAGAAGGAGGGUUGCUUGGUGUAUUAUUAGGAGCAAAAGAUGAGAAACACAAUCAUCUGAACGAUUCCCAAAUUGCUGACAAUAUAAUUGGAGUUAUUUUUGCUGCUCAUGAUACUACUGCAAGUGUCCUAACAUGGGUUCUCAAGUACUUGCAUGAUCAUAAAGAUCUAUUAGAAGCUGUUACGAGGGAACAGGAAGAAAUUAGACGUGAAAUAAUUGAGGCAAACCGUAGACUUACGUGGGAUGAUACCAAGCGCAUGCCACUGAGUAGCAGGGUAAUUCAAGAAACGCUGAGAAGAGCAAGUAUAUUAUCAUUUACAUUCAGAGAAGCAGUCCAAGAUGUAGAGUUUGAAGGAUACUUAAUUCCAAGAGGUUGGAAGGUUCUGCCUCUUUUCAGAAGCAUUCAUCACUCUGCAGAUUUCUUCCCUCAACCCGAAAAAUUUGAUCCUUCAAGAUUCGAGGUGCCACCUAGACCUAACACCUACAUGCCUUUUGGCAAUGGAGUCCAUUCUUGUCCAGGCAGUGAACUAGCCAAGCUUGAGAUGUUCAUUCUUAUUCACCAUCUCACCAUCACUUACAGGUGGCAAGCUAUGGAAGAGGAGGAUGGAAUACAGUAUGGCCCUUUCCCUGUGCCCAAGAAGGGAUUGCCUAUAAGGGUAACUCCAAGGCCAAUGAGCAGACUGGCUAUCUGAAUCUGACUAAGAAAGAUACUAAAAACUCUUCAUUGUUCAAUGGAGCCAAAAGCAACACCAUAUCCCCUUGAGGAGUUCCUUUCUUAGUUUGUUUUCGGUCAGUCCAAUUUGUUCUAAAAUCCUUUGUUUUCUUUUUUAAACAAUUGGGCAGUGGGUCUUGUCUAGUUUUUCAGUUAAGUGUAAGCUUGGGUUGGCAACAAGUCAAUGUCACAAAGCAUCAUGCAUAAUGCUCAAAUUCAUGUAACAUAUAGUGGAAGAAAAAGUUAUAAGGAAAAGAAAAAAAAAAAAAAAAAAGCAAAAAAAAGAAAAGUGAGUUUGAAUUGGUCCCUCUGUUGGGGGAUUGUUAUUAUGGGUUCGAGUAUUUUGAGGAUCAAAUUUGUAAGGCAAUGAAUGUGAAACAAGUAGCUAUCUAUGUUCAUAGA
Messenger RNA from Ricinus communis (castor bean), 2063 nucleotides. RefSeq names its product abscisic acid 8'-hydroxylase 2. Gene Ontology annotation, biological process: sterol metabolic process. The record is from RefSeq and is a predicted model, not a curated record. Gene Ontology annotation, molecular function: iron ion binding; monooxygenase activity; oxidoreductase activity, acting on paired donors, with incorporation or reduction of molecular oxygen. NCBI's taxonomy places the organism in Eukaryota, Viridiplantae, Streptophyta, Magnoliopsida, Malpighiales, Euphorbiaceae. The transcript is spliced from 8 exons. The coding region runs from base 82 to 1641 and encodes 519 amino acids.